CCCUCAAAAACUUUUUUGUGCAAAUGAAGCUCAACUCUAUAUACGUAUAAAAUAAAUAAAAUUGGCCGUGUAUCAACUGGAAACUUUGAUGCAAUCAUAGAACAUACGAGAGAAUCCCCCAUUUGUUGGCUGUCAAAGGCGAUCGUUAACCUCACUUAUCCACUUAUCAGCAACUUUUUGAAAAAAUCAUGAUAAAAAGCUGAAACCUGCUGAAAGCUGAAUAGUGAAUAAGUAACAAUGACCAAGGGAACCAUAGAAGAUUUCUGCAUAAAAAACAAUUUCUCACCAAGGCCGGCUACUAGCAAGGGGCUGUGGUUGCCCUUUCUUCUGCCAGUCGCUUUAAUUGUGGGCGCAGUUAACCAUACCACUGGCCUCUCACAUUCCUACAAACUCGCCCUAGUGGUGGCCGCCAGUUUAACUUUCCAGGCCCUGUACCUUGUUAAGAGGUGCCACUACAACGAAGCCUUAAGGGUCUUCAACGUGUGUUCCUCAUCGGUGGCCACAGCGUUAUUUUGUUGGUUUUACUUCGGGUUAAACAAAGGGUGGGCUUUCUCGUCAAUCAGUGCCUUUUUCGGUGCUUUUAGUUUCCUAAGUUUCUAUCGAUUCCUGCUGAUUGGCUUACGAGCGAGUUUUUCUUUGGGCGAAGCUGGCUUGAUUGCACAGAGUGCCACCUUGUUCUUCUACAAUGCAGGACAAAACGUUUUUAGAAGCUUCAACUCAAAUGCUGUUAUGACUAAGAUGCAGACAGGAACUAUUAUUAUACAGGUGGGGUUGCUGGGGAUUCUGGCUCUGGCGUACUUUGUACAUAAACUGAACAUAAAAGGAGCAGUGGCCUUUUACACCACGGCUUGUGCUAUGCUAACAGUGACUAUUAUAGUUCCUUUGCACAUUAUCUUGAAGCAAAGCCCGGUGUUGUGGAUAUUUUCCCAAGUUUUCAAUGAUAUCAGAUUACUGAAGCUGUUUGUUUAUUGGAGUGCCUGCACAGUUUUCGCCGUUCUGGCUGUAAACAACCAAAUAAAAACCGGACAAAAAGCCUCAACGAGUACACGCAAAGUUUUCCAUAUUUUAGCGGUUUUAGCGGUUCUACCUGGCUUGUAUUUCGGAUGUUCCUUUCUAUACAUGACAACUGGAAUUGUACUUGGCGUGUUUUUUGCCCUAGAGAUUUUAAGACUGUUGUCCAUUCCCCCUGUGGGCAAGCAGCUGCAGAAAGGCUUUGAAAUAUUUAAAGAUGAGAAAGAUGCCGGACUGUUGGCGUUGACUCCAAUCUAUCUACUAGCCGGUGUGUCGCUGCCUAUUUGGCUGCAUCCAUCGCCUUGCGAUGUAACGAACUCAGUCCAGUUUACUGUCUUGCCUCUGCUUAGUGGCAUCUUAUCAAUAGGUGUUGGCGAUACUGCAGCCAGCUACUUUGGCUCGUCAUUUGGCAGGCUCAAAUGGGCGAACUCCUCGAAAACCGUUGAAGGAACCUUGGCUUGCGUUCUUAGUCAAUUGGGAGUCUGCUACUUCCUUCAUUGGAUAAGUGGUUUCCCGGCUUACAUAAGCCCGCAGGACCUGGUCAAGCUGGUUGUGUCGAUCUUUGCUGUUUCGAUAGUAGAAGCAAAAACCUCCCAAAUUGAUAACCUGGUGCUUCCUCUGAUUAUGUACAUUAUAUUGGUUUAAGUCUGAAAUAGAAAGAAGCAGACUACGCACCUUUGUUUA
Dendroctonus ponderosae (mountain pine beetle) is the source of this 1695-nucleotide messenger RNA. RefSeq names its product dolichol kinase. Gene Ontology annotation, cellular component: endoplasmic reticulum membrane. The transcript has 8 exons. NCBI's taxonomy places the organism in Eukaryota, Metazoa, Arthropoda, Insecta, Coleoptera, Curculionidae. Gene Ontology annotation, molecular function: dolichol kinase activity. The coding region runs from base 238 to 1656 and encodes 472 amino acids. The record is from RefSeq and is a predicted model, not a curated record. Gene Ontology annotation, biological process: dolichyl monophosphate biosynthetic process.